AUGGGUAAAAAGGAUAAAAGUGACCGUGUCAAGAAGUCCAAAAAGCGUGUGUAUGAUGAAGAGGAAGAUGAAGAUGAUUUUGGAGGCAGUGAGCCGCAGGAGGCUGUGCCUGCUGCAGCUGGGAAACAGGUGGAUGAAUCUGGAACUAAAGUGGAUGAGUACGGAGCCAAAGACUAUCGCUCUGAGAUGCUACUGAAGAAUGACCAUUCAUCACGCCCGCUCUGGGUGGCUCCUGAUGGACACAUUUUUCUUGAAGCCUUCUCCCCUGUCUAUAAAUACGCCCAGGAUUUCUUGGUGGCCAUAGCUGAGCCAGUGUGUCGGCCGAACCACGUCCACGAGUACAAGCUGACUGCCUACUCCCUGUAUGCAGCUGUCAGUGUGGGCCUUCAGACAUCAGACAUUGUGGAGUACCUACAAAAACUUAGCAAGACUUCUGUUCCCGAUGGAAUAAUACAGUUUAUAAAACUCUGUACUGUGAGUUAUGGUAAAGUCAAGCUGGUUCUGAAGCACAAUAGGUACUUUGUUGAGAGUGCCUUCCCUGAUGUGAUCCAGCGUUUGCUUCAGGACAACGUGAUCCGUGAAUGUCGACUUCGUAAUGCAGAUGGAGGGGACACCGAGCUCAUCACCGAAGUUAUCCACAGCAAAUCAGCGAUUUUGAAAACUCUGGAAAAAGGAGAAGCCUCUUCAUCUCAAACUGCUGAUGGUUCAACUCAGCAGGUUCCAGAGGACAUUUUUAGCUACUAUGAGCAAAUGGACAAAGAUGAAGAGGAGGAGGAAGAGACUCAAACCGUUUCAUUUGAAAUUAGACAAGAAAUGAUUGAGGAGCUUCAAAAGCGUUGCAUUACUUUGGAAUACCCGUUGUUAGCAGAGUAUGACUUUCGUAAUGAUUCGGUGAACCCAGACAUCAACAUUGACCUGAAGCCCACUGCUGUGCUGAGGCCUUAUCAAGAAAAGAGCCUGCGUAAGAUGUUUGGAAAUGGGCGCGCUCGCUCAGGAGUCAUUGUACUGCCCUGCGGCGCUGGUAAAACCCUUGUGGGGGUAACGGCUGCGUGCACUGUCCGGAAACGGUGUCUUGUUUUGGGGAAUUCUUCUGUCUCAGUGGAGCAGUGGAAAUCACAGUUCAAGAUGUGGUCCACAAUUGACGACUCUCAAAUCUGUCGCUUCACUUCUGACGCUAAGGACAAACCCAUUGGCUGCUCUGUGGCCAUUAGCACUUAUUCUAUGUUGGGUCACACCACCAAGCGCUCAUGGGAAGCCGAAAGGGUCAUGGAGUGGAUGCGUAAUCAAGAGUGGGGACUCAUGAUAUUGGAUGAGGUUCACACUAUCCCUGCCAAGAUGUUUCGUCGUGUCCUGACCAUUGUCCAGGCUCAUUGCAAAGUGGGACUCACAGCUACGUUGGUCAGAGAGGAUGACAAAAUUGUGGAUCUAAACUUCCUGAUCGGACCUAAACUGUACGAGGCCAACUGGAUGGAGUUACAGAAUAAUGGGUAUAUUGCCAAAGUCCAGUGUGCAGAGGUGUGGUGUCCAAUGUCUCCAGAGUUUUACCGAGAGUAUGUGGCUAUAAAAACCAAAAAGCGAAUCCUUCUCUACACUAUGAAUCCAAACAAGUUUAGAGCUUGUCAGUUUCUUAUUCGCUUCCAUGAAAGACGCAAUGACAAGAUUAUUGUCUUUGCCGAUAAUGUGUUUGCUUUGAAGGAAUAUGCUAUUCGACUCAACAAGCCCUACAUCUAUGGCCCAACCUCUCAAGGAGAGAGGAUGCAGAUCCUUCAAAACUUCAAGCACAACCCAAAGAUUAACACAAUAUUUAUCUCCAAGGUCGGAGACACAUCAUUUGACCUGCCAGAAGCAAAUGUUCUUAUUCAGAUCUCAUCUCACGGUGGAUCACGGAGACAGGAAGCCCAGAGGCUGGGAAGGGUUCUGAGGGCCAAAAAAGGAAUGGUUGCUGAGGAAUACAAUGCCUACUUUUAUUCACUGGUGUCCCAGGACACACAGGAGAUGGCGUAUUCCACAAAAAGACAGAGGUUCUUGGUUGACCAGGGCUACAGCUUUAAGGUAAUCACGAAGUUGGCAGGAAUGGAUGAAGAAGAACUUAUGUUUUCCACACGGGAUGAGCAGUACCAGCUCCUUCAAAAAGUUCUGGCAGCUUCAGACUUGGAUGCAGAGGAGGAGAUUGUGAUUGGUGAGGUGGGCGGUCGGCCACAGAUUGUGAGACGAUCAGGAACAAUGAGCUCUAUGUCUGGAGCAGAUGACGCCGUUUACAUGGAGUAUCAGAGCCGCGGCAGUAAAUCUUCUUUGGCAAAAAACAUUCACCCACUUUUCAAGCGUUUCAGAAAGCUCUAG
This is a messenger RNA of Knipowitschia caucasica, 2340 nucleotides long. Lineage: Eukaryota; Metazoa; Chordata; Actinopteri; Gobiiformes; Gobiidae. The record is from the annotation of a GenBank genome assembly.